Molecule: messenger RNA, 1372 nt
Organism: Tauraco erythrolophus (red-crested turaco)
Lineage: Eukaryota; Metazoa; Chordata; Aves; Musophagiformes; Musophagidae
Source: RefSeq, a predicted model, not a curated record
AUGUCUCGCUUCUUAGACAGCAUUUCCACCAUUAUCAGCCUCUUUCACGAAUACGCAAAGGAAGAUGGAGACAGCUCCAACCUCAGCCGAAGGAAGAUGAAAGAGUUCAUCCAGAGGGAGUUUGCAGAUGUCAUAGCUAAGCCACGUGAUCCUCAGACAAUUGACAAGAUUCUGCAAUUUCUGGAGUGGGAUGGUGAUGGGAAAAUAGAUUUUAAUGAGUUCCUGCUUUUGGGGUUCAGAGUGGCUCAGGCCUGCUACUGGUACCUUCCAAAGGGACCGGGCCUUCAUCAAAGAACGAAGCUGACAACCACUGUCAAGUCACUCCAAGAACCUGAAAUUAAGAACAGAGGGAAACAUCAGCAGCUCCAGGAGGAGGAACAACAAACCUGUGAAAGUAAUCAUCAUCCCCACCGUGAAACUAGGCUGCAACGAGACACCAGAGUCGAGUUUGAAACACAAGAGGAAACGAGGAGUCACGACCAGCAACGUAACAGACAAAGCAGAAAUGACGUAAAACGAAGCAGCGAGCCAGGGGAGACAGUCCCUCAGGUGCACGAAGAACAAAGCCAAGAGCCACACGACCAACGGAGCAGCCAAAGAAGACGUCAGCCUGAAAACAGCAGCCACCAGCCAUGUCAGUCUGAGUGCCUGGAGUCAAGGCGCCCACAUCAGUCAUACAUGCAGGAACCGCUAGAACUUGACCACAGGUACUAUGAAACCUAUGAUCGAAAAAGAGCUCUCUAUAAAGAUGAGAAGAAUCAGGAUUACAAGGUGGAAUAUCAAGAAAGUCAGAUAGACAUACGCCAGAAUCAGGAGUGGAAAGAACGAGAACGUGCAAGGAGGAAUGAUGCGGUAAAGGAGAGGAGGAUCGAUCCUCAAAGGGACCUGCAGGUCUACGAGCGCCGCAGCCGCCAAACAAGAGACAGGGAAGAGCGAGGUGCCACGAGCAACCAGAGAGAGACACGCGAGAGACGUGACUUUCAAGCAGACGAACCUGAAGACGAUGGAAGGAGACAACGUGAGUCCGUGAGGUACAAAAGGACACGAGAUAUUGCAGUAGCAGCAGCAGAAGCUGACGUGAGGAUCCAGCGCGAGUCUCGAGAACUGGAGCCACGUCAGGACACAAAAAGUAGGGACCGUCCUUGUGAGUCUGAAGAACCAGAGGAUGAGAGGAGGCUUGGCCGGGGAAGAGAGAGGGAAGAGCAACUGUGGGAGCGGAGCAGCGAUCGUCAACGGGAGCUGGAUGUCUACGAGCGCCGCAGCCGCCAAACAAGAGACAGGGAAGAGCGAGGGGCCACGAGCAACCAGAGAGAGACACGCGAGAGACGUGACUUUGAAGCAGAUGAGCCCGAAGACGAUGGAAGGAGACAAC